AUGUCGUUGUCCCUAGUGUCCACGCCAUUCGCCGCCGCGGUGCAGAAGCAGCUCCUGGCGGCGCCCGUGCCGCUGCACUCGUUCCUCCUGAGCAGCCGGCGCCAGCCGCCGCGCCGUGCCGGCGCCGGCGCCAUCCGGUGCGCGGUCGCCGGCGGCAACGGCCUGUUCACGCAGACCAAGCCCGAGGUGCGGCGCGUGGUGCCGACCGACCCGCGGGGCCUGCCGCGGGUCAAGGUCGUCUACGUCGUGCUGGAGGCGCAGUACCAGUCGUCCAUCACGGCCGCCGUGCAGCAGCUCAACGCCGACCCGCGCCGCGCCGCGGCGUUCGAGGUCGUGGGAUACCUCGUCGAGGAGCUCCGCGACGAGGACACCUACGCCACCUUCUGCGCCGACCUCGCCGACGCCAACGUCUUCAUCGGCUCCCUCAUCUUCGUCGAGGAGCUGGCGCUCAAGGUCAAGGCCGCCGUCGAGAAGGAGCGCGACCGCAUGGACGCCGUCCUCGUCUUCCCCUCCAUGCCCGAGGUCAUGCGCCUCAACAAGCUCGGCUCCUUCAGCAUGUCGCAGCUGGGGCAGUCCAAGAGCCCCUUCUUCCAGCUCUUCAAGCGCAACAAGUCCAACUCCAGCAACUUCGCCGACAGCAUGCUCAAGCUCGUGCGCACGCUGCCCAAGGUGCUCAAGUACCUGCCCUCCGACAAGGCGCAGGACGCCAGGCGCUACAUCCUCAGCCUCCAGUUCUGGCUCGGCGGCUCGCCGGACAACCUCCAGAACUUCCUCAAGAUGAUCGCUGGCUCCUACGUGCCGGCGCUCAGGGCGCGCCGGCAUCAAGAGUACCUCAACUGGUACGGCACGCGCCGGGACGCCAACGACAAGCUCAAGGACCCCAAUGCGCCCGUCAUCGGCCUCGUCCUGCAGAGGAGCCACAUUGUCACCGGCGACGACGGGCACUAUGUCGCCGUCAUCAUGGAGCUCGAGGCCAGGGGCGCCAAGGUCAUACCCAUCUUCGCCGGCGGCCUCGACUUCUCCGGGCCCACCCAGCGCUACCUGGUCGACCCAGUCACCGGCAAGCCGUUCGUGAACGCCGUGGUGUCUCUCACCGGGUUCGCGCUCACCACGGAGGAGUGGCUCAACAGCACCUUGGGGCUUCACCCCAUUCAGGUGGCGCUGCAGGUGGCGCUGCCGGAGCUCGACGGGAAAUCACAUGCAUUGCACAAGAGAGUGGAGCAGCUCUGCACUAGAGCCAUCAGAUGGGCACAACUGAAGAGGAAAACUAAGGAGGAGAAGAAACUGGCAAUCACUGUUUUCAGUUUCCCACCUGACAAGGGCAACGUGGGGACUGCAGCAUAUCUGAAUGUGUUCAACUCCAUCUACUCUGUGCUGUCAGACCUCAAGAAGGACGGCUACAACGUUGAGGGUCUCCCAGACACACCUGAAGCCCUCAUCGAGGAGGUGAUCCAUGACAAGGAGGCUCAAUUCAACAGCCCCAACCUGAAUGUGGUUUACCGGAUGAAUGUGCGGGAGUACCAGGCACUCACCUCCUAUGCCUCCUUGCUGGAGGAGAACUGGGGAAGCCACCUGGGCACCUCAACUCUGAUGGCGAGAACCUCCUUGUCUAUGGGAAGCAGUAUGGCAAUGUCUUCAUCGGAGUGCAGCCCACUUUCGGCAUACUACACCUUUGUUGAGAAGAUCUUCCAGGCCGAUGCUGUUCUGCACUUUGGAACACACGGGUCCCUGGAGUUCAUGCCUGGCAAGCAGGUUGGGAUGAGUGAUGCUUGCUACCCUGACAGUCUCAUUGGCAACAUCCCCAACAUCUACUACUAUGCUGCAAACAACCCAUCAGAGGCCACAGUUGCCAAACGCCGGAGCUAUGCAAUUACCAUCAGCUACCUGACCCCGCCGGCUGAGAAUGCCGGUCUCUACAAGGGGCUCAAGCAGCUGUCAGAGCUCAUCUCCUCUUACCAGUCUCUCAAGGACACCGGGCGUGGUACUCAGAUUGUGAGCUCAAUCAUCAGCACCGCAAAGCAGUGCAACCUUGACAAGGAUGUCCCACUGCCCGAGGAAGGGGAGGAGCUCCCACCAAAUGAACGUGACCUGGUCGUUGGAAAGGUGUACGCCAAGAUCAUGGAGAUAGAGUCACGGCUCCUUCCCUGUGGUCUACAUGUGAUCGGCGAGCCACCGAGCGCCAUCGAGGCUGUGGCCACACUGGUGAACAUAGCUGCCCUUGACCGCCCGGAGGAUGGCAUAACCUCACUGCCCGGCAUACUUGCUGCCACAGUGGGCAGGGAGAUUGAAGAUGUGUACAGGGGAAGUGACAAGGGCAUACUGGCUGACGUCGAGCUUUUGAGGCAGAUAACUGAAGCUUCGCGUGGCGCCAUCACCGCCUUUGUUGAGAAGACCACAAACAGCAAAGGGCAAGUCGUCAAUGUUGCCAACAACCUCAGUAACAUACUUGGUUUCGGUCUGUCGGAACCAUGGGUGCAGUACCUGUCCACGACCAAGUUCAUCAGGGCAGACAGAGAGAAGCUGAGGGUUCUGUUUGGAUUCCUGGGUGAGUGCUUGAAGCUCGUCGUGCAAGACAAUGAGCUGGGCAGCUUGAAGCUCGCCCUCGACGGAAGCUAUGUGGAGCCUGGCCCUGGCGGUGACCCGAUCCGGAAUCCGAAGGUGCUCCCGACAGGGAAGAACAUCCAUGCUCUUGACCCACAGUCCAUCCCAACCACAGCUGCCAUGAAGAGCGCCAAGAUCGUCGUCGACCGUCUCCUGGAGAGGCAGAAGGCCGACAAUGGCGGCAAGUACCCUGAGACAGUUGCACUUGUCUUGUGGGGCACCGACAACAUCAAGACCUAUGGCGAGUCAUUGGCCCAGGUGCUGUGGAUGAUUGGUGUCCGGCCAGUUGCUGACACCUUCGGCCGUGUCAACCGUGUGGAGCCUGUCAGCCUCGAGGAGCUUGGACGUCCAAGGAUUGACGUCGUCGUCAAUUGCUCGGGUGUCUUCAGAGACCUUUUCAUCAACCAGAUGAACCUGCUGGACCGGGCGGUGAAGAUGGUCGCCGAACUGGACGAGCCAGCAGAGAUGAACUACGUGCGCAAGCAUGCGCAGGAGCAGGCAGAGGAGCUCGGCGUCUCGCUGAGAGAGGCGGCAACAAGGGUGUUCUCGAACGCAUCAGGCUCCUACUCGUCCAACGUGAACCUGGCGGUGGAGAACGCGUCAUGGACCGACGAGAAGCAGCUCCAGGACAUGUACCUGAGCCGCAAGUCGUUCGCGUUCGACAGCGACGCUCCGGGGGCAGACAUGAAGGAGAAGCGCAAGGCGUUCGAGCUCGCUCUGGCGACGGCGGACGCCACGUUCCAGAACCUCGACUCGUCGGAGAUCUCGCUGACGGACGUGAGCCACUACUUCGACUCGGACCCGACGAAGCUCGUGCAGGGCCUGCGCAAGGACGGCCGGGCGCCGUCAUCGUACAUAGCCGACACCACCACGGCGAACGCCCAGGUGAGGACGCUGUCGGAGACGGUGCGCCUCGACGCGAGGACCAAGCUGCUGAACCCCAAGUGGUACGAGGGGAUGAUGAAGAGCGGGUACGAGGGGGUCAGGGAGAUCGAGAAGCGGCUCACCAAUACCGUUGGAUGGAGUGCGACGUCUGGGCAGGUCGACAACUGGGUCUACGAGGAGGCCAACUCCACGUUCAUCGAAGACGAGGCGAUGAGGAAGAGGCUCAUGGAGACCAACCCCAAUUCGUUCAGGAAGCUGGUGCAGACCUUCUUGGAAGCCAGUGGCAGAGGCUACUGGGAGACAUCGGAGGAGAGCCUGGACAGGCUCCGGGAGCUCUACUCGGAGGUUGAAGACAAGAUUGAGGGGAUUGACAGGUAA
This is a messenger RNA of Miscanthus lutarioriparius, 3864 nucleotides long. Lineage: Eukaryota; Viridiplantae; Streptophyta; Magnoliopsida; Poales; Poaceae. The record is from the annotation of a GenBank genome assembly.